This is a messenger RNA of Ceraceosorus bombacis, 315 nucleotides long. Lineage: Eukaryota; Fungi; Basidiomycota; Exobasidiomycetes; Ceraceosorales; Ceraceosoraceae. The record is from the annotation of a GenBank genome assembly.
AUGGCGAAGCACGUCGACGGCACUGAUACACCUCACGGUGCUGAGGUCACUUGCACAGCAGCUCGAAAUGCGCGCCAACUUGCUGUUACGCUGCCUACUGAUGUCUCGAGGUUUGUGAGUGUAAUUCGCUGAUUGCGAGCCGAUACUUGCUGAUCACUCUUCUUAUGGGCGCUGUGGGUUCACAGCCUCAAGCUCGAGGGCAAGAUGAAGCAAAAGUUACAGAAAGAUGGUUUACGGAGGUGCUUUUGUGCAGAGUGUCAACAGGGCAUUUCUAGCUCGCCGAUCUAUCUCAAUGAGCGGCAUCUUGCCGCUUAA